AUGCCCGGCCUCGCACUCUCCACUCCUUCGACGCCGUCGACCACUGCGUUCGCAGUGAACAAGCGCCCGCUCUGCGAGUCACCCAUUCCGUUCCCCAGCGCGCCCGCCUUCUACCCCGCACGCCCAGCAUAUCUGUUCUGGAUCGCCACAUACGCAGACUUGCCACCCGACCUGCAGGCCUUCCUCGCAGACAACGGCAUCCACGACUUCACCCCUGAAUCGUACGACAAGGAGGACGUCGAGGCUGCGCGCGUUUACCUAGGGGAGGAAUUAUACAGCAACGUGCGGAGGGCGCUGGAUGCCACACAAGGGUACCCCGAAGAGGAAGUGCAUUUCAUGCUGCAGCAGAUACUCGAUGCGCACAUGCGACGAUUCGACGCGCUACUAUGCUGCGAGGUCGUCGUGCGGGAGGAUUUGGGAGAACUGGUGGCGGCGGAUUGGGUGGAGGACACCCGGCAACGCGAGAUGGACAUCAGGAUCAACGUCAUGCGCGAAGCCGUGGCGAACUUGGACAAUGACCAGGACCUCAAGUGCGCUUUGUAA
Messenger RNA from Schizophyllum commune H4-8, 543 nucleotides. RefSeq lists its product as uncharacterized. The transcript has a single exon. Lineage: Eukaryota; Fungi; Basidiomycota; Agaricomycetes; Agaricales; Schizophyllaceae. The coding region runs from base 1 to 543 and encodes 180 amino acids. The record is from RefSeq and is a predicted model, not a curated record.